This is a messenger RNA of Solenopsis invicta (red fire ant), 4875 nucleotides long. RefSeq lists its product as uncharacterized. The coding region runs from base 1 to 4875 and encodes 1624 amino acids. The record is from RefSeq and is a predicted model, not a curated record. Gene Ontology annotation, molecular function: nucleic acid binding. The transcript is spliced from 5 exons. Lineage: Eukaryota; Metazoa; Arthropoda; Insecta; Hymenoptera; Formicidae. Gene Ontology annotation, biological process: DNA integration.
AUGAGGCUCAGACAUAUUGAGAAUCACAUUGAGCAGCAGCUCGCACUCGCGGAAAUUAUAUCUCACUCUUACGAAAACCUUAUUAAAAAUGGAACCGAAAGUAUAACUCCGCAACGAGUAAAAACACGUCUUUCAAUUCUUAAAGAGAAUUGGGAACAGUUUUCUUUGGAACAUAAAGCUAUUAACCUAGCGGUCUCAGAGCUUACAGAAUUGGAUAAGAAUGCUAUAAAAGUUAAUCCUUAUUUUAUCAAAAAUCUGUUCAUCUCAACACACGAAUGUUAUUCGGAGUCUAUUGAAAAAUUAAGUUUAUUGCUUGAACCAGAUCAAGGAAGUAUGCCUAGAACAUCGUCUUCUCAAUCUAUAUCGUUAACGUCUUUCAUUCCGUCAACCAACACAUCUACGUCGACGUCUUCCGCGACGCUUACUUGUCAUCACCGGACACGGCUUCCGCGACUAGAUUUGCCUAAAUUUAAUGUAUUAGAUAAUCCGACUUUAAGUCUAGUUGAAAAACUACAGUAUUUAAAAUUAAGUCUAAUUGGCCCUCCUGCACUCUUGUUGAAAAACACCUCCUUAGUCGCGGAAAAUUUUCAAAAAGCCUGGGACUCGCUAGUUGCUUAUUAUGAAAAUACAAGAUUAUUAUUGGACUCUGCUUUACAAUCUUUAUUCGAUAUUAAACGCAUGACGAAGGAGUCGGCCGGUGAGUUAGAAAAAUUGUAUACUCAUGUGACUCAAAUCUAUAGAACUUUAGAGACAUUACAGAGACCAGUUUCUUAUUGGGAUGAUUUCCUAGUAUUUCUCGUUGUACAAAAACUUGAUUCCGAAUCGUUAAAACUUUGGGAACAACAUCUAGGUUCACGGAAAGAUCCCCCCACGUGGAAGGAGCUUUACGAUUUUCUUGUUGCCCGCUUGCUUACGUUAAAAGCAUGCGAGAAAAAAACAAACGACGAAAAACGUCUCUUCGCCGUGGCCUGUCCCACUUAUUCGUUAAAGACUGUCCAACAGCGACUAGCCCUUAUUUCUAAGCAUAAAUUGUGCUUCAACUGUUUGGGAUCUCAUCGGUCAGCCGAAUGCUGUAACGUGAAACGUUGUCGGAAAUGUGGUGCUAAACAUCACACGUCAAUUCAUCCAGGAAAAUCUCAAGAUACCAAGACUAUCACACCCGCGUUGAAAUCCAAGGAAAUCGAUGUUGUUAAAGCUACAACGGCAGUAGUUAAGAUUCUUUCUCACAAAGGAGAAAACUUUAAUGCAAGAAUACUCAUCGAUCAAGGAUCUGAGAUAUCCCUUAUCACGGAACGACUUGUACAACGACUUAGGUUACCACGGAAUCAUUCUCGUUUACUUAUUAUCGGAAUUGGAGAAAAACCUAAUGCAUCUAAAGGUCAAACUUCGUUUACACUAAAACCUUGUUACAACUCAGCCUUUAAAUGUACCGUGUCUGCUCAUAUUUUGCCAAAGAUCACUGACUUUAUCCCGUCGUUGGUUGUUGAGAAUCAGGGUUGGACACAUUUAAAAGGAUUACAGUUAGCAGAUCCAAAUUAUCUGUCACCAGGUCCAGUAGACAUACUAGUAGGAGCAGAUACUUAUGGAAAAAUUAUCGACAAAGGUCUUAUUAAAGGUCCUUCGGAUACUCCCAUUGCGCAGCUUACAAAAUUUGGAUGGAUAAUUUCAGGACCUUCGCAAUCGAAUUUGAAAACAGUAAAUACACGUGGUUUUCACGUCUUUGUCGAGGAAAAUCUCUACAAUCUUCUCCAUCGGUUUUGGGAAUUCGAAGAAAUUCCGUCAACGAAAGUUUCAACCCUUUCCGCUGAGGAACAAGCGUGUGAAAACCAUUUUAAAUCUACCCACACUAGAGACAGAGACGGAAGAUAUAUAGUGAGACUGCCCUUUAAAUUAUCGACUGAAAAACUUGGAGAUUCUCAAACGAAAGCUGUUCGACUAGUUAAAAGAUUAUUUAGUCAAUUUGAAACUAAUAAGGAUUAUGCAUCUGCUUAUUCAGAGUUCAUUGCGGAAUACGAACGUCUAAAUCACAUGCAACUAUGGUCAACACCUGAUUCAGACUACUUAUCCUAUUAUCUUCCACACCACGGGGUAUGGAGAGAGCAAAGUAUCACUACCAAACUACGAGUAGUGUUUAAUGCUUCGAGUCCAUCUUCUUCGGGAUAUUCACUUAAUGACUUACUUCAUACCGGUCCUAAACUACAAACUGAUUUGUUUGAUGUACUCAUAUAUUUUCGAUUAUUCCGUUAUGUCUUCUCCACUGACAUAGAAAAGAUGUUUCGUCAAGUGAAGAUGCAUCCUGAUGAUUGGAGAUUUCAACGUAUACUCUGGCUCGAUCAUAUGAAUGAACUUCGUACUUAUCAACUCACAACAGUCACAUAUGGAUUAGCUUGUGCUCCAUAUCUAGCAUUACGCACUUUACAACAGCUUGCAGAAGACGAAGGUUCACGUUUUCCUCUAGCGAUUACAUCCUUAACAAAGGGACGUUAUGUAGAUGACAUUUUUGGAGGAGCUGACUCGAUUGAGCAAACUAAGGAAAUCGUUACUCAACUUAACCAACUUUGCAUGGCGGGCGGCUUUAACCUUCAAAAAUGGUCAAGCAAUCAAGUAGAAGUAUUAACCGAGAUCCCUGAAAAGAAUCGGAUUGCACAUUUUACGGUUAAUAUCAAAGAUAACGUAGCUGUAAAGACUCUCGGUUUACAUUGGAUAACAACAACGAAUACCUUUCAAUUCACCUUCCAAUCCUCUGGGCUCUGGUCAAAUAAAUUAGGUUGGGAUGAUCCUUUACCAGAAGCCCUAGCAUUAAAGUGGACGAAUUUUGUAAUGAGUCUCCAAGACACUCCUCGUCUUACGUUCCCAAGAUGGAUCGGAUACAUGUCUGAUCUAAAAAUUGAGUUACACGGAUUUUGUGACGCGUCUCAACAAGCAGUGGCAGCGGUUGUUUACAUACGAACUGAAAAUCAAAAUAGAGAAAUAAAAACUGCGUUAUUAUGCUCGAAAACAAAGGUAGCUCCAUUGAAGAAGUUGACGAUACCUCGAUUGGAAUUAACAGGAGCAGUGUUACUAACCAAGUUAGUUUCACAUGUGUUAAAAGUACUAAAUCUUAAAAACGUGCCCCUUCUCCUGUGGACUGAUUCCACAAUCACCUACACGUGGCUGAAUCACCACCCUUAUCGUUGGAAGGAUUUUGUUCAUAAUCGAGUCUGUUACGUACAAGAAGUUUUGCCUCAAGCAGUAUGGAAGUUUGUCCCAGGAGUUGAGAAUCCAGCAGAUCUUGCCACACGAGGUUUAACCCCCAACCAACUGUCACAGAUGUCGUCAUGGUGGACAGGACCACACUGGCUCACUUUAUCACCUUCAAGUUGGCCCACGGUAGUUCCAUCACAUUCUUUCGAAAAAGGGUCCUUGGAAGAAAGACCUACUAAAGUGACCUCAAAUACUAUCAACACUGUUCACUUGUGGGAUCUAAUAAACCGAUACUCUAGUUUAAUGAAAUUGUUACGAAUCACAGCAGUAUGUAAGCGUGCUAUAUCUUGUUUUAAGAAAAAACCGGAUUCGUCUCUGUCAAGCCCACUUUCAACUACGGACUUGGAAAACGCGAGGCUAUUUUGGGUCAAGCUAAUUCAACAAUCCUAUUUCAGUCAACAAAUUAAACUCCUUUCAAGAGGACUUUCUUUGUCCGCUUCUGAUCCACUCUUAAAAUUGACUCCUUUUCUCGAUUCUUCAGGACUUCUCCGAGUGGGAGGUCGUCUACAAUAUUCACUACUACCCUCCUCAACAAAACAUCUACUAAUCCUACCGAAGGAGUCGCCAUUAUCAACCCUAAUUAUCGCCGAUGCUCAUUCUCGUACUCUACAUGGAGGUACGCAACUCACUCUUAAUUAUAUCCGAAAUGAUUAUUGGAUAGUAGGCGGAAGAGUUCCUGUACGUGCAUUUAUUCUCAAAUGCGUUAGAUGUACUCGUUAUAGACAAAAGCGAGCUCAACAGUUAAUGGGACAACUCCCUGUGGAAAGAGUUACACCAACUCGCCCAUUUCUUCAUUCUGGUGUCGAUUACGCUGGACCCUUUGUAUUGAAAACGUGGAAAGGACGGAAUCCUCGCACUUACAAAGCUUAUAUUGCUCUAUUUGUUUGUCAUUCUACUUCAGCAGUUCAUUUGGAACUAGUUACAGAUUACUCUGCCGAAACCUUUAUUGCCGCAUUCAAAAGAUUUACUGCAAGGAGAGGAAUAUGUUCUACAUUAUCGAGUGAUUGUGGUACGACGUUAAAAGGAGCCGAUGCGGAACUGCAAAGACUGUUCAUCAAGACCAUGCAAGAAUCAGAAAAAUUAGCGACAUUACUGGCGAACGACGGAACUCAAUGGAAUUUUAACCCCCCCGCAGCACCUCAUUUCGGAGGAAAGUGGGAAGCAGGAGUUAAGUCCGUCAAGUACCAUCUUCAUCGAGUGAUCAGAGAUACGUCUCUUACAUAUGAGGAAUUGUACACACUUCUUACUCAGGUGGAAGCUACAAUGAAUUCAAGACCUCUUAGCGCACUCUCUGAAGAUCCCGAAGAUCUUAACGCUUUGACUCCUGGAUAUUUUAUCAUGGGUUGUGCACCAUCCUUAAUUCCUGAACCAUCGCUGGAAACCGUGAAAUUGUCACAUCUUUCGAGAUGGCAACUCAUCCGUCAAAUGUUGGACAGUUUCUGGACUCGGUGGUCGAAAGAAUGUCUCCAACGUUACUACGCACGAUACAAAUGGAACAAAGUAGUUCCAUCCUUGACUGUUGGGAAUUUAGUUCUCGUAGUUGAUGAACGGUAUCCACCAGCAAAAUGGCCAUUAGGACGCAUUAUUCAAACUCAUGAGGGUAAAGACGGUCUAACUCGAGUUAUAAUUUGA